CCACGAGCGCGCCGCACGGUAACAUGACGCGGGUGUCGCUUGCGCUGUGCCUCCUCGCCGCUAUAACCCUCAGCUAUGCCGAGAAGAGUAAAUUCUAUUACAUGGACUCCUUAUGCAAGGACCAUUUCCUGCAACGUCAGUAUCGCAAGCUGGACGGCGGCGUGCUGUGGUCGCGGAACGAGCGCAACCUGGACUGCACGGUCACGUUCCAGACGCACAGCAUCCUGCAGCGGUUCAUCCUGCACUUCGACCUGCUGCAGCUGGACUGCAACGACCACCUGUACGUGUACGACGGCGCGCACGACACGGCGCCGCCUAAGGUGGACCUCUCCUGCCGCAACACGAAGCAGCAAGUGUCAGUUCUCUUCACCAGGAGCAACUUCGUGACGCUCAAGUACGUCACAGAUAACUGGGGCACCGACGCCAACGGGUUCAAGCUCGUCAUCACGUCGGUUAAGGACCCUAAACACGGGUGCAAGGAGUUCAGAUGUGAACAGAGCAAAUUCUGCGUGAGCGCAGACCUGACGUGCGACGGUGUCGACCACUGUGCUGAUGGGUCGGAUGAAAACACUGCCGCGUUAUGUCCAGAGAUCGGCGGCAGCGGCGGCCGCGGCGCGUGGGUGGUGGUGGCGGCCGCGAGCGGCGCGAUGCUGCUGCUAGCCGGCGCUGCUGGCGCCUGCUGCGCGUGUAGGCGGCGUGCGGACAGACGCACACACUUACAGUUGCAACAACUGGCGUCGAAUGGCGCCAAGCCCGGGUCGCCGGCCACCGUGCUGCCGGGAAACUGGGCGCGCCCUGCGGGCCCCCGCGGGUACCGGGCGCCGCCGGGCCGCCUCCGGGCGCGGGCGUGAGCGCCGCGCACAAGGACGAGUGGUUCGUCUGAGGCGGCCCGGACGGGCCCGCAGGGCGGGGGCGCCGUACCGGCCCCCACUUAUUAUAGGAAAAGGAAUGACUGGGAGGUAAUGCAGUUCAUAGAAACACUACUGGGAUCCAUACCACUGUAGCUAAGGUGAUUUUUUUCAUCGUAAACGCCAAUUGUGACGUGUCGCGGCAUCUUGUUUCAUUGUUAAAUUUAACAGACUUGACAGUAUUGGCACAUAAAUCAAUAUAUCUUGGAUAAACAAAGAUGAUUACGUGUUUUAGUGCGUGCCAUUAAUCCAUCUUUUAGUUUUCGUGCGUCCGGGCUGAAUCCGGAGCGUGUCCGGACCGCCUCCGAGCGCGGGCGUGAGUGCCGCGCACUAGGAUGAGUGGCUCAUCUGAGGCGGCCCGGGCGGGCCCUCAGGAUGGGAGUGGCCCCCACUAAUACUAAGAUUGACUGGGAGAUUUUGCAGUUCGUAGAAAAACUACUGCUCUGUAUACAACUAUACAUCUGUAGCUACAGUGACUUUUUAUCCUAAACGCCAAUUGAAACGUGUCGCGGCAUCUUAUUGCAUUGUUAAAUUUGUAGUCUUGACACUUAAAUAAAUGUCUCUUGGAUAAACAAAAGAUUAUCACGAUGCUUUUAGUGCGUGUCAUUUACUCAUCUUUUAGUUUUGGCGCAUCCGGGCCAAAUCCGGGCCGUCUCCGGGUCGCCUCCGAGCGUCGGCGUGAGUUAACUUUUAUGAAGGCGUACUGUGACGUCUCAUUUAAAUCAUCAAACUUGACAGUUUUGACACAUCAGACAUCAAUGUAUAUUACGCGUGUUCUUUUGAUCCAUCUUAGUUUUCGAUUUGCGUUUACGGUUUAAAUCAGAGUUACCUUGCUAGUUCGUUUUUUCUAUGAACUGUAAUAUCCAUUACAACCCUGUUUUCAGUACAUAAAAUCAUAAACAUGCAUAAAUAUUUCCACAUGUAAAAGAUACUGAAAAGUCUGAUAUCAUUACAAUCAUUUUUUGCAAAUAAUUUGAAUGACACAACACUGUAAACGAAUUGUAAAAACUUCAAAUAAUAAUUUUAUUCAAAAAAUACAGAAUUUACAAUAAAAUGUACUAAAUGUUUCUUGACAUAAUGUACUAAAAUAUGUGUAAAUACAAUGUUAAGUGGAUAAAAUUAUGUUUGAAGUUUGCAAGAUAGAUUUUAUAUAUUAUAAAAGCAGAACCGUGCGUGCAACUAAUUUGCACAAAACCACCUGCAGUGUAGUUGUAUGAAGGAAGACUGCUACCAGGAACGUUAAGAGCACUCAAAACAUCUCUUUUAUAAUGCUGACUCUGACAUUGAACCACAAUGUAAAGUGUCUUAUGAACCAGACAAAAAUUGCUGUAAUAAACUUUAUUUCCUACUUAGGUACUACAGUUCUACAAAAAGAGUACUUUUGACAGUCGCAAUGGUUAAAUUCGCAGUCAUGGACGGAUGGUCGGCUGGCGCCAUUGGUAACGCAUUGGACCGGCAAUCCAAGGAUGUGGGUUCGAGUCCCACGUUGGCCAGAGUUGAUCACUGUUGAUUUUUUAAUUGCCAAUGAUGUCUGCAUUUAUAAUUUGCGGAGUACUUUUGAGAACAAAAAGCCGCUGUAAAAUCGACUUUUCGAAGGUGCAUCAUAAAAUAUAUAAAUUGAGUAAUUGCUCUUAGCGAUAUCCUUAAAAUAAGUCCUAGUGUAACCUAACUCACACGUCACUUGAAACUAAAAUGAGUAUAUUUUGAUUAUUAGGCCGAUAGUCCUUUAUCAUAGAAAUAUGAUCAUAUAGGCAACAUGGCGCCCUUUUUCUUCACGUUGGAGGAAAAGGGAGGCAAACAGACCUAUGGUUGUAUAUAUGAUAGUGUACUAUCAGCCUUAACCCUAAUUGAGAUUGUACGCCUUUUUAAAAUCAUUCAAAUGAAGUAAGUGUUAAGUUACUCGAGGACAUGACUAUUGUAAUAAAUUAGUUAUCUAUAAAGCUAAUAUGUUGAGAACGGCUGGGAAACGGACUAGAAAUAAACCUCUUCCUGUUUCUUCCAUAAUGCAAACUAUACCUACAAAAGUAAUGUUAUGAAAUUAGUUCCGAUAUUAUUUAUCUGAACCGAAUCUUAAAAAAUGGUUACCUACUCAAUAAAUGUAAAGUUCCCUGAUUUAAGACCUGAUUUUUUGGAGCAACUUUUAUUAAAUAUAAGUAAUGGUACUUUGUGGGUAACUACUUACUGAACAUUUAGUGUAUUGUUUACUUCUCCCCUUUUUGUACCUGAAAGGAAUUUUUGUGUGCAACGGGUGUGUGUAUUACCCGUUGGGUACAAAUAUACAGUCAGCAGAAGAAGUUGCGUAGCGGGCAAGGUGUUCAAAAUGAACUUGACACGAUUUUAUUUUUAAGACAAUAAGAGCGUGUUAGGAUCAUUGUGAACACCUUGCCCGUUACGGAACUUCUGCUGCUGACUGUAUACCUUGAUCCGGGACAUGAUAUAUGUAAAAUAUAUACAAAUAACAUAUUAAACUUAAUAUUUAUUCAGAUAUAAUCUAUCAGCUAACCGCUAAACUGCCAUAUUUUACGCAACCAUCAUAAUUAUUAUAAAUUAUAAGUUUAAGUACAUGAUACUCAUACUUCAAGCCCCAUUUUAUACGAUCUAAGUAAAUACUUUUAAACACAAAAUAAGUAUAUAAUUACCUCACUUAGAUGCCGGUUCGAUUCCCAGCUGGUUUCACAGGCACUGUCCCCGCUUCCUAACCCAACCCCAGUACCGACCCGCGAAACGCAAUUCUAAUGUUACAUACACAGCCGUUCUAGACUAGAAUACGCAUAUAUAAAAAAUACCGCAAGAAUAAUAAAUAUAAAUCACAGACAAUACUAUCGACUAUCAUAUCAUCAUAUAUCAUAUUAUUAUAUAAUAAAGUGGUUAUCGCUAUAUAUUAAUUAUAGCAAAACAUGAACUGUAUAAAAGCGAUCUUAAGGGCCCAUUUAGACGGUACGAGAACUCGCAUACGAGUUUUAUUACAUUGCGGUAUUUGAUGGCUGUGCAAAAUUGUACCUAUGUAACCUCAACAGCCCGCAAUGUAACAAAAAUCGCUUGCAAGUUCGCACGCCGACUAAAUCAGGUCUAAUGGACCUCUCGAAGUUAUAAAAAACUUAGUUUCGCUUCUAUACAGUUCUUUAUUAUUCUUGUGGCUAGCUAUAAUACAUUAUCAUGUUGUAAAUAUAACUUCAUGGGACAGUCAUAUUCUAAAUAUUAAAAAAAUGCCUCAUCUUUACUCAGUGUUAUACUAUCAUAAUGUUCACACUUUUUAAAAAAACGUGCAGUUUUUAAAGGAAUUUGACUGUACCUCUUCACAAAAAAGUUACACAUAGUAGUUAGUAACUGUUUUGUUCAGGGUCGAUAUUUUGCAGACUGUAUUAUUACAUGAACACGAUAAAUACAUUCUUAUUUACCUCCAGCAAUAAAGCAAUAAAAUGUAUAUUAUAUACGGAAGUAUUAUAUAACAUAUCUUUACACGUACAUAUCUUGGGCCGGAUGUCUAUCUAAUGUAAUCGUAAUAUAAUUUAAAGAUAUAGGCAUUUUAUAAAUAUAGCAAAAUAUUUUAUAAAAUACGUUUAAUUUUAUAGAGUUAAACUGAAAUACAGGCAUUGAGAAAUGAAAUAAUAGCGCUCACUUUGAUACUUGUGUGAAAAAAAUCUAAAAAAAAAAGCACAAAUGAUGAGCAAUUUACCAAUGAACGUAUUUCGGUCUAGGUAAAGAUCGGCGUACGUAUUUAAUGAUUAAAUCUGAAUGUAUAACUUGUAUUCGUGUAUGUUAAAGAGGCCUGUUGAAGCGGGGGGCGCGCCCCGUACUGUCCCCACAGUAGUACAUUGGGUAUUGCUGUACCUAAAAAGUACACCAUUGUUAUAAAUUUAGCUAAAUAUACUCAGUGUUGAUUACACAAUGUUGUAACUUAUAUCAAAUCAUAUAAUAAGCGAUAUUUAUAUGCGA
Messenger RNA from Leguminivora glycinivorella, 4844 nucleotides. RefSeq lists its product as uncharacterized. Lineage: Eukaryota; Metazoa; Arthropoda; Insecta; Lepidoptera; Tortricidae. The transcript has 6 exons. Gene Ontology annotation, cellular component: plasma membrane. The coding region runs from base 24 to 851 and encodes 275 amino acids. The record is from RefSeq and is a predicted model, not a curated record. Gene Ontology annotation, molecular function: protein binding.